AUGGAAGAUGAUUUAUUUGAAAGUUUUUCAGAAAUAUCACAAACAUCCCAAUCUGCUGUUUGGAAUGAUUUUAAAAUUGGAGAAUCUGACAGUAAAGGCUAUUACAGUGCAAAUUGUAAAUAUUGUAAUAAAGGAAAAUGGCAACAUGGAAGACCUGCAAUUAUGGAGUCUCAUUUAGCUUUACAUUGUAAAGGCGAAGUUCCUGAAAAUAUAAGAUCUUUACUCAAAGCUUUUGUUUGUGUAGGAAUUGCAUUUUCUGUAAUUGACAAUCCAUUCGUUCGUGACCUUUUUAGUAUAAUUGAACCAGGUUAUACUCCUCCUAGCAGAGUCAUAUUAGCAGAAUGA
Scutellospora calospora is the source of this 345-nucleotide messenger RNA. Lineage: Eukaryota; Fungi; Glomeromycota; Glomeromycetes; Diversisporales; Gigasporaceae. The record is from the annotation of a GenBank genome assembly.